AUGGACCCUGAUGGGUUUAGUGGAUGGUUUUACAAAUGUGCAUGGAAUAUAAUUGGUGAAGAUUUUAUCAAAUCCAUUCAAUGUUGUUGGUCAAAAGGCUUCAUCCCUACUGGUAUGAAUUCCAAUUUCUUAAUGCUUCUUCCUAAAGUUAAAAAUGUUAAGAGAGCAAAUCAAUAUGGACCAACUGGUCUUAUGAAUUUUAGAUUUAAGGUGAUUACAAAAGUUAUUACCUCCAGACUGAGUUUGAUAAUGGAUAAAUUAAUCUCUCAUCAACAAGGAGCUUUUAUAAAAGAAAGGAAUAUACAAGAGCAUAUUGUACUUGCUUCUGAAAUGGUGAAUGAACUUGAUAUUAAAAGAAGAGGAGGCAAUUUUGGGCUAAAGCUAGACAUAACACAAGCAUAUGACUCUCUUAAAUGGGAGUUCUUAUUUCAAGAUAUGAAGGCAUUUGGAUUCUCAGUUAAUUUUGUUAAAUGGAUACAUAUUUUGCUCAAGUCUGCUAAAAUUUCUGUGUCGAUUAAUGGUGGGCCUGCUGGUUAUUUUGGUGUGAGUAGAGGACUCAGGCAGGGUGACACAUUAUCACCAUUAUUAUUUGUCAUAGCAGAGGAUGUACUCAGCAGACAAUUGAUCUCAAUGGUUUUAAAUAAGACAUUGACUCCAAUGGUCAACAGAAAUAGAGUGCAACCAACACACAUCUUUUUUACUGAUGAUAUAUUCAUUUUUUGCAAUUGUGAUAAAAUAAAUGUAAGAAGGCUGAUGCAGAAACUGAAUGAGUAUCAAAGAUCAUCUGGACAAAAUAUCAGUUUAACAAAGAGCAAGUGUUUUAUUGGGGGGGAAAGUGAAAACAGAAAAUUGCAUGUAGAUGCAGAAUGCAACAUUUCUCUAGUUUCCUUCCCUGACAAGUAUUUGGGAGUAACUCUAGUUCCUGGGAGCAUCAAAUAUACUCAUGUUUGGGAAUGUGUAGAAUAUCUUCAAGAUAAACUAGCAGGCUGGAAGGGACAAUUAUUAUCAUUCCAAGAAAGAUUGAUUCUUGUGAAAUUUGUCUUAAGCAGCAUCCCAAUUUACAAUAUGUCUGUUUAUAAAUGGCCUGCAAGAGUGUUAAAAGAAUGUGGUUUGGACAUUAGAAAACUUGAAGUUAUCAAUAAAGCUCUUUUAAUGAAGCUCUACUGGAAGAUUCUCAAUGGUGAAGAAGAGUGGGAAAAAUUAUUUCAAGCAAAAUUUAAGAACAUCAGAGGAGAGUGGAUAACUUACUACAAGAAAUCCUCCAUUUGGCCUAGUAUAAAAAUGAUUAUAAAUGAAGUAGAGCACAAUACAAGAUGGCUAGUAAGUGAUGGCCAACAAAUCUCAGUUUGGCAAGAUACAUGGAUAAAAGACAGACCUCUUUGUGAAAUAUUCCCAGGAAAUCUUCUUAUGCAGACUAAUCCCAAUAUGAAGGUAGCUGAACUCUUAACCAAUGGUGAAUGGAUUGUGCCUCCUGAGUUUUCACAAUUUUUUGGUGCAAAUGAAUUGCUUGUUGCUGACAACACAAGUGACAGAAGAAUUUGGUGUGGCUCCUCUACAGUUAGGUCAGGGGAAGAAAGAGAUGAAGAACAAGGCUACAAUGAAGUAGAAUCUGGUGGUGACAAGACUAAUAGUGGUGCUCAGCUGGUGGUGUUUGACUAG
Messenger RNA from Papaver somniferum (opium poppy), 1659 nucleotides. RefSeq lists its product as uncharacterized. The record is from RefSeq and is a predicted model, not a curated record. The coding region runs from base 1 to 1659 and encodes 552 amino acids. Lineage: Eukaryota; Viridiplantae; Streptophyta; Magnoliopsida; Ranunculales; Papaveraceae. The transcript has 3 exons.